CUCGAGCAAAUCAGCAGCACCAGAGCGCAGCAGCAGACCAGCUAUGGAGAAGACAGGCAGCAGCACCUGCUGCGUUUGCAUCUCCUGCUAGCUGAGCUGAGCUGAGCUGAGCCGAGCCGAUUGUCGCUCGCCCUUACAUUGCGCACUGCCUUGUGUGUGUUUCAAUUUGGGGAGUUUCCUGAACAGAGAGGACAAGGAGUGAAGAUGUACGCAAUGGGGCUGCAGACGGGCCCUGCUGCGUCGUACAUCUCCUCUGCUCCUCGUCGGCAACCGGGUGGAUCGAGCCGCCUAGUUCGAGGCCAGCGAAUGCAAUGCGGGAGCAGUCGUCCUCGCAAGCUGUCGAAGAAUUUCCAAAUUUCUGCCGUCUCGAGAGAGAAGACCAACGGUGAUGAGCUUACUCCGAAAGAAUUCUUUGAAUCUUUUCUGCGAAGCCGUCAAGCCGGUGGAGACUUCGUUUCAAGAGCAUCGGACGUGCUGUGGAAGAAAGAGGUUCUUGAGAUAGACGAUGAGAAAAGAUCUGAAUUGCGCGAGAAACUCGCUGAACUCCAGAAGAUGAAAGAAGUUGAGGACACUGGGAGUUUUCUGAAACUGACUCAAGCGAAGAAUUGGAGUGCUGGGAUCGAAGAAGUAGCACCGAGAAACUUGAAUGCUGCUGCCGAGGAAAGAGCCAGAGCAGCGGAUGAUCGCAAGAGGCAGAGUUUCUUGGAAUACGAGGCGCUGAAACGAGAACUCUCUUUGAUGACUGUAGGCGUUGCAGGGUUGUGCACAAUAUAUUGCCUGGCCAUUCUCUCAGUGGAGUCAACCGUGAGUUACGAUAUCGGUGCUGUAGCAAGUUUACUGUAUCUACAGCUCUUGUACCGACAUGCAGACACCUUCAGUGAAGACAGUGUGGCUGAUAUAUUCAUACCACCGAGAUUCAAAAAGAAGACUAUUGGCAUCAGAAGUGGUGACGUGAAGCGUACAUUGGAGAAAACUAUAAGAGGAAGUGGGAUGGCCCUAUCUUCGCCCAGGUUAGUCGUACCAGCUGCGUUAUUUGGAUUAUGGGCAGCAUCAACUCAAGUCACGGGAACCAAGGACUUCCACCUCGAGGUUGCUCCGAUGAUGUUCGGCUUUUUUGCGUACAAGGCAGCUGCACUCGUACAAGCAUAUAGAGAUAAUAAGGACCUUCUUGUCGUCUUUGAGAAGAAGACUGAAGGCGAUUAGGAAGGAUUUGUAUAUUGAUCAAUUAGGAAAGUUUUACAAAUGAGAUGUCGAGAGGAGUAAAUGUCCUUCGAAGACAUAGCGGGAAUAUGUGCGGCAACUGCAGGAUCGAAUGCCACCCGGAAAGCACGACAGUCUUGAUCGGCUCUUCGUAAGAACCAAGGGCUUGAGAGUAGUUUAUGAAAUUUGUCUUAGUGGCUUAAAUAGCAAAGUUAUGACGCAGUUGAUGCACUGAGACCCUACGGUUCUUAAUGUACAAGUCUCUCGUCAGUAAAGUAAGCCUUCAGAUAGCGUUCAACUAUGCUUGUUGUCAUUGUUCUCUUAGAAGUCACCAGUAAUUUCUUAAUUGUAGAAGAGCAUGGUUAAAGCCCUAUGAUAGUAAAUUCUUCACAUG
Marchantia polymorpha subsp. ruderalis is the source of this 1594-nucleotide messenger RNA. The record is from the annotation of a GenBank genome assembly. NCBI's taxonomy places the organism in Eukaryota, Viridiplantae, Streptophyta, Marchantiopsida, Marchantiales, Marchantiaceae.